AUGCCCUCCGCUUUUGGCGCGGUCUCGGCAGCUGUGGCGGCCAUCUUGAAACCCUUUCAGUAGCUCUCGGAGACGCUGCAUGAUCCCGCGGCCCAUUGAUUACUCGCUCCUCCUUCUUUUAGUCGCCAAACAACCUCUUUUUUUUGGGACGACGUCGAAAAACGCGAGUGCUUUUUUUCCCCCCCGAGCCGCGAGUUGAAAGUAGCGAAGAAUUGGUCGAAAGAAAGCCGCAAUGGCAACCGCAACCCCCAGCCGUGAAUCUGGCCGGCCGGCGGCCUCGACGCCCCUCUCACCCACCCGCAUCUCUCGCCUGCAGGAGAAGCAGGACCUGCAGCACCUCAACGACCGACUGGCCGUCUACAUCGAGCGAGUCCGCUCCCUGGAGCUGGAGAAUGACCGACUUAUGGUCAAAGUGUCCGAGAAAGAGGAGGUCACGACCAGAGAGGUGAGCGGCCUGAAGGGUUUGUACGAGGCCGAGUUGGCGGAUGCUCGCCGUGUUCUGGAUGAGACCGCAAGAGAGCGAGCCCGGCUGCAGAUUGACCUGGGCAAGGCUCAGUCGGACCUGGAAGAAGCAACGCGCAGUGGCAAAAAGAAGGAUGCAGACCUUGCAGCUGCGAUGUCCCGGGCCAGUGGCUUGGAAAGUCAGCUCAACCAGAGUGAAGCUGCGCUCUCCACAGCUCUGAGCCAGAAUGCUGCUCUCAGCUCUGAGCUGGCUGACAUCAGGGGCCUCCUGGCUAAGGCUGACGACAGCCAUGCUGUUGCUAAGCGACAGCUGGAGGCAGAGACUCUGAUGCGCGUGGACUUGGAAAACCGUUGUCAGUCACUGAAUGAGGAUCUGGAGUUCAGGAAGAACAUGUUUGAAGAGGAGGUGAGAGAGUCUCGGCACAGACAAGAGAAGAGAAUCGUGGAGGUAGACUCAGGAGUUCGACAGGACUAUGAGUUUAAGCUGGCUCAAGCUUUACAGGACCUGAGGAGGCAGCAUGAUGAACAGGUUUCUAUCUACAAGGAGGAACUGGAGCAGACCUUCCAGGCCAAGUUGGACAAUGCCCUGGUGUCCUCGGAGAUGAACGACAAGGCUGUGAGCACAGCCAGAGAGGAGGUUAUGGAGUCCCGGAAGAGAAUUGAGAGUCUUGGAUAUCAGCUGAGUGCCCUGCAGAAACAAGCGUCUGCUGCGGAGGAUCGCAUCCGAGAACUUGAAGAGAUUCUGUCGUCUGAGCGAGACAAGCACCGACGCAUGAUGGAGGUGAGAGACCGCGAGAUGAACGACAUGCGGGAGCGAAUGAAUGCGCAGCUGACCGAGUACCAGGAGCUCCUUGAUGUGAAGCUCACUCUCGACAUGGAGAUCAAUGCCUACAGGAAGCUUCUGGAGGGGGAAGAGCACAGGCUCAAGCUGUCUCCCAGCCCGACUUCACGAGUCACCGUCUCCAGAGUGACGGGCUCCUCCUCACGCACCUCCAAGCGGAAGAGGGUGGAGGUGGAGGCCGGCGACCUCUCUGAUAUUGGACUUGGAAAGGAGCAGUUGCUGUUGUCUGAGGAGGCCACUGCCAGCGGCGCCAUCACUAUCUCCCCAACAGACAUGGACGGGAACGCCGUCACCCUGGCCAACGACACAGAGCUUGACCAGCCUUUGGGCAACUGGAGGCUGAACAGACAAGUGGAUGACGGCGAGGAGAUUGUCUACAAGUUCUCACCAAAGUUUGUUCUCAAGGCCGGACAGACUGUCACUGUGUGGUCUGCAGAUGCCGGUGUGGCUCACAGUCCACCAUCUGACCUCCUGUGGAAGAGCCAUGCUUCCUGGGGCACCGGAAGUGACAUCAUCACCAGCUUGGUCAACGCGGAUGGCGAGGAAGUGGCCAGGCGGUGCGUCAGCAAGUCUCAAAUGGAAAUGGAGAACGGAGAGGAAGAGGAGGAAGUUGUUGUAAAGAAGGGCAAGAUAUCGUCCAGAGAGUGUGUCGUCAUGUGAAGGCUUCACAGCGUCCUCUUUAUACCACGCAAGCCACUCCAAUCUGAUCCUGUCCAUGAUGAAUUACUUUUUAGCCACCAUAGCGGUAACUUUUGGACUACUUCUUUGAUACCAUUCAUGUUCCUCGACAAGGUUGGGUUUGUUGCCUACCAACAUGCCCACUGCCGUCACCACACAUCAUCGCUGGACUCGAAAAAAAGACCCGUCUAGAGAACUUAGGGCAUUUUCCACGUUAAAGGGCUUCCACUGCGCUGCCUGAAGAUAUAAAAAAAAAAAAAAGAUCCCGAAUCAUGUGUUUAAAGAACAUUUCUUUUAUUAUUUUUUAAUGUACUUAAAUUUAGUGUGGUUCCUCAGCUCCACUGGUCACACGGCCUGCCCACAGAACUCACAUGCACACUUGGUCGUUUUUUUCCCUUUCAAAAUACAAGGUGUCACUUGAGGCUCCCUAUUGAAAAGUAGAUAUUCCACGUCACUUUGAUUUGAUCGGCGCGCACACGGUCCAAACGUGCUGCAAAAUGUAGAAGAGAUGAGAACACGCGUCCUCGCCUCUGGACCUUAUUAAUACUGACCCACACUUCUCAGUAAGGAGCAUAGCCAGACAACACUUUUUUUUAAUGCAGCAGAUUUACACUCUGAAGUGUUGGCUCAGCGGUCAUUUCACUGGCUGCUGGGAUGACGAAAAACACUCUGAAAUAUUUAACUGACCCUUUUUUUUUGUAGAAGAAGAUUUAAAAAAAGGCACACACGGAAAGUGUCUCGGACAGCGUGUGAUUUGUGUCGCUCCUUUCGACACGCCUGGUGUGACUUGGUGGUUUUCUUGUGUGUUUAUGCUUUACACUAUAGCUAUCUUUUUUGUUCUUUUAGAUUUUGACUAUGUAAUCAGUUUGUUUACAUUCAAUAUUACUUAAUUUUGUAUUAAGGAUCUCUGGGGGAUUAUGUUUGGGUGCUCAUGUCCUCGCUGUAGUUGAAUAUGCAUACAUUUCAGCAUCCAAAAGUCAAACAUGACUAACUAAACUUCCAAUAUAUUUUUUUUCUUACCAAUGAUGAGCCCUAAAUGUACCUCAUAGGAUCCUACUGUAUUUCCUCCUGGACUCCCCAGAGCCUGAUUGUGAGUGCUGACAUUUGGACAUCUCUAGAAUCUUCCAACACUUUGACAGAAAGUGUCAUUGGGGGGG
Molecule: messenger RNA, 3138 nt
Organism: Nerophis lumbriciformis (worm pipefish)
Lineage: Eukaryota; Metazoa; Chordata; Actinopteri; Syngnathiformes; Syngnathidae
Gene: lmnb2
Product: lamin B2
Biological process (GO): nuclear migration; nuclear pore localization; nuclear envelope organization
Cellular component (GO): nuclear envelope; nuclear lamina
Molecular function (GO): structural constituent of cytoskeleton
Source: RefSeq, a predicted model, not a curated record